Phycodurus eques (leafy seadragon) is the source of this 1220-nucleotide messenger RNA. Its product is annotated as adhesion G-protein coupled receptor G1-like. The record is from RefSeq and is a predicted model, not a curated record. Gene Ontology annotation, molecular function: G protein-coupled receptor activity. Gene Ontology annotation, cellular component: membrane. The transcript has 9 exons. The coding region runs from base 144 to 1220 and encodes 358 amino acids. Gene Ontology annotation, biological process: adenylate cyclase-activating G protein-coupled receptor signaling pathway. NCBI's taxonomy places the organism in Eukaryota, Metazoa, Chordata, Actinopteri, Syngnathiformes, Syngnathidae.
GUCGUGUUCCCGUUGUCAUCUCGUCUGUAACUCCCCUUUAAGGGCAGAAACAUCUCCUUUUAGGCCUCCGGACUACGUACCGUAGUUUCAAUGUUAGACUUUGAUUGAAUGCUUCAACCGUACGUGCUCUUGAAUUUGCCAGGAUGUCGCGUUGGCUUCUCGCUUGGUCGCUGGCGUUUUUAGCAUGUUGCAACGGAGUUCCUCGGCACAGUAAAGGUCAAGUGGCGACCUUGGACGAAGGUCAAGGUCAUAUGAGAGGGGACAAUCCCAUUCCAGGUGCGGGUGAGGGUACAGAGGAGUGUCCGAAUGAAAGCGGACGCAAGACCCGGACUGGCGGUACGGAGUGCGACAAUGAAGGCAUACACAGGAGUUGUACGGUUUCCGGCCACAAACGAGGCCUUGGAGAAGCCGAACGUUGUAUGGCGCAUGUUAACACAAUCGUGGACAGCGGAAAGCCCACCAUUGAUUUUGAGGCACUGGAGCGUCUCGAAAAGGCGCUGGCGCGGACCGAGGUGAACGAGACCACGUCCAUGUUUGUGGGCCGCGUGAUCGCCCUCCUGCUCAAGCCCGGAGGACGCCACGCAAGCCUGGACAUUUCUGCCAGCGACAGCCAGGCUGAGGCGGGCAUGACCGUCAACAACAGCAAAGUUAGCGUCCAGCUGCCACGAGAGCUGCACAACAGCUGGGACGACACCAUCUUGUUCUGCAUGGUGACCUGGCCUCACUCCAUAUGGAACGUCACCUCACAGGAACUCUACCAGAAAAGGCUGCUCAGCUUGAGUGUGCGCGGAAAAGCUAUUGCGGGACUGAAGGAGCGUGUGAACAUCACCGUCAACACUAUCGCGCUCAACGAAACCCAAAGCCCCAGAUGUGCCUUUUGGAAUUCCUCCACAAAGACAUUCAGCAGCAGCGGUUGUCGGACCGUCUGGGAACGGGGUCAGAGUCACGUGACCUGCUCCUGCGACCACCUCACCUACUUUGCUGUUCUCAUUGUGUCCGCUCCCCUCUCGGACACAAAUGAGGCGGUGCUGUCGUACAUCUCUCUGAUUGGCUGCAGCCUCUCUCUCUUCGCCCUCGUCAUCACGCUGCUGCUCUUCAUCAACAAAAGGCAAAUCCGCGAGGACGUGUCCAUGAAGGUGCACGUCAAUCUGGCGGUGGCGCUCAUCCUGCUCAACGCGCACUUCUUGCCCAGCCAGGCGGCGGCGCUGUCGGCUCCCUGA